CCUCAAUCAGCCACCAUGGAGGAACUCCAGAGAAAACUGAAUCAGCGCUAUGAAGGCACCAAGCCCAGAAAGGUUAGGUUCAAGCUGGCGUCGUCCUACAGCGGUCGGGUGCUGAAGCACGUGUACGAGGACGGUCAGGAGCUUGACAGUCCAGAGGAGAAAUACCCACACAGCUUCGUCCACCGCAAGAUCCCCCCCAGCCACCUGGAGGUGGAGCAGCUGUGUGGGUUUGAGGAUGCUCAUGUGGACCAACCCAGUGUCUAUCCUCCAACAGGGCUCAUUGCCCAGAGAAUUAACGUGUACAGAGGAAUGGGAAGCUACAAGCCUGCUGCAGGCCAGACUGAGGAAGCAGAGGGUGAUGCCAAAUCCUCGGUGUUGGACUUUGGCAAGAUAAUCAUCUACACCAGCAAUCUGCGCAUCAUCAGAGCACCACCGAGGAAGAACGAAGCGAUGCGGCACCACACAGUGCCUCCGAUGGACUCGGAGGGAUAUCCAAAGGCCAGGGAGAGGGGGAGCAGGAGGAGGCCGAAAGCUUUUUGCACACAGGACGCAGAGAAGGAGGAGGAGGAGGAGGAGGAGAAACAGAUCAGCGACACAGAGACCAAGGAGGCCGACAGCUGCCAGCAUUGUGGCGGCUCGGGCUGCGCUCCCUGCUCUCUGUGUCACGGUAGCAAGCUGUCCAUGCUGGCGAACCGCUUCAAUGAGUCCAUCAGUGAUCUGCGUUGCCAAGCCUGCUACCCCCAUGGUCUGGAGAAGUGCCAGUCCUGCUCCAGCAAAUAGCACUGUUUGGCUGACACCCAUGUCUGGCAGAGAAAGGGAGUGAGUGAGUGAAUGAGAGUGUGUAGCUGUGAGUGAGUGCAUGCCCGAUGUGCAAUGGGUCUGUCACAAUUGUCUCAGCGGCAAUAUUGCUCUAAUCCAAAGUGUUCUUGGUGGGGUGUUUCGAAGCACUACUAGGAAACAUAAGCCAUCAUUGGAAAGGGGAAUUAUGAAUUGUGCAGCGGGCACAAAAUCAUAAAAUACAAUUACUGUGUGCAGUGAACAUGGCUUGCGAUAACACAAACACAUAAUCACUUUUUUGUUGUCACAUUAUUUUGCAUCUGCACCCUUCUUCCUGAUAAAACCGGGUUCCACGACAGAGUUAUCAGUUUAAUUAAAAUGAUGCAAACAUUUUGCUUUUAUUUUUAUCUACUGGGAAGGCUGCCCUGUUCCUAUCUCCUGUCUCUAUUCACCAGAGAGAAUGAAACCUUUUAUGUUCAAACAUGCUGUGUUGUAUGAGGGUAUGUUUUCCAUUUUUCCCACCCGAAAAACACAGGGUAAGAGAUAAAGAACUUGAGAUGGAAAUGGAAUAAGGUUCUAAGUCAGAAUUAUAGAGUCAAAGUAGACUGUGGCAUGAAAGGUCACAUCAUGAAUUAUAUUUGCACUACAUACAACAAUGGUGAAAUGCACUUCUGCCUAAGUGGACAUAUGCUCAUUUUCAGGUUCAUACAUAUUUUGGAUUUCUACAAAAACAUUUUCAAAAAACACAUUAUUUUCUUCUCUGCUGGUUACAAAAAGAGGUCAAUUUCUAUGUAAGUCGAUGGGAAAAUUACCCUACUUUCAAUUUUUAGUUUCAAGUCUUUUUCAAUAGAGCAUGAUGAUUAUUUGGUAAAUUAUGGUCCCAUUUUGAGUAAAAUAGAACAUAAACCAGGGUUUUUGGCUUUGGUUGAUUAAAAAUGUCUUGGUUAGUGUUUGGUGGUGGGAUUAAAAAAACUGAAAGGAGAUGGCUGUUCCCCUUGCUAACCAAGUUAGCUAGAUAGCACUAGUGUCAUUCCAGCACCCGAACUGUUCUGUCCAUGCACUGCUUGAAAAAAAUAAAAAUUAAAAAAAUAGGGCGUCAGCCAAUAUACCAACCUCAAGGCUUCAUAACUGGAGUCCUUCAACUAAUGAUUCACUAUUUUUUUUUUUUUGAUCUAUGGUUUUAGCACCUGUAACUCUCCACCACUCUGCUCUGAUUAGCUUGAAAAAAAAUGUUGCAUCUGGUUAGCUUGGUAGGCACUUCAGAUACCUAAAUGUACUGUAUGUUCACAGGCACUGAAAAAGUGAGUUUUCAUAAUAUGUCCAAAGUAUUCUCAUCCCAACUUGAUGAUACGUGAUACCAAAAUACUUGAUUCCAAUGCUUUGUCACAGUCUUUAGUCUGACAACAGACACAAGGCACCGUUUUGGAUUGGUUUUGGACAUUUUAGGGAUGGUGUUUCUGCUAGCUACAACAGACCAUAGGCUGUAUAAAAUAGCAUCAGACGCAGAGGAUUGGGACAAAGUGUCAGUAUCUGAGGAGUUGGGACUGAGACCGGGCUGAAAUGCCCCUUUUUGGAAGGUGACAGGAUGACACAGAAGCAGUGUUUAGCAUUUUUUUAAUUUAAGCUGCUAUUAUUGGUGAGAAAAGAAGUGGCAAACCUUUUAAAACCACAUUUCAAAUAAAAAAAAUGUUUUGAGGAGUCACUGUAAGACAAGGUGAGGUACAGAUGAGCUGAAAACGAGAAUUGUUAAAUAAAUGAUAAUAGUAUGCCAGCUCAGGAGGAUGAAUAAAAAUGGCAAUUAUGAUUUAUUUAUUUUUUAAUUAAUAAAUCUCAUUCUCAGGAUACUGCCAUUCAAAAUAGUUUCAAAGCUUUAUCCACACAGUUUUGGUAUAUGAAUGAAAUAAAACACCCAAUUAAUUUUCAAUGCCUCUUUUUAUUGUGUCCAACACUUUCUGUCUGGAAGUUGGGGCUUUAUUAACUCUGUGAUUCACUUUGUCCGUCUUUGUCUGUCUCCCUGUCAGCAGGAGUAUGAAAAAAACUACUGGCUCUAUUUUUGUGAAACUUGGUGUAGGGGUGUAGGCCGCGACAAAGCAGAACCCAGUGAAUUUUGCAGUGAGUCCAAAUCAUGAUGCAGAUACAGAAAUUAAUUUUCACUUUGGUUAAAACUGUGGACAGUUGUGGUGCAUUCCUGUGCUGUCAGAGUAAUAGAAAUUGGAGUUUCCCCAUCAUAUUUCAUUGCUUACUUGAUACGUCUCUUUUGCUCUUGCUGGAAACGGCUAUCCUUUUUGUGCUCUGAGCAAUAAAAUACACCCACUUUUCUUUGUAGCAUCGAUGCUGUUCCCACAUUACGAAUAAAAGCUCAUGAACACACCAAAGUCAGAAGAAUGACUUGGAAAUGGGCCAUGUGAAUGCACCACUGGUCUUGGUGAAGGUCUGUGCUCUCAAAGUGCCCUUCUAGUUGAUUUUGAUUAGAUUAAUAGCACAGGAUUAUCAUAUCCUCAGCCACCCCUGGCUGAUAUUUUUUAUGAUUAAAAUGUAGCAAAUGGAGUGUAUAAAUAUAGUAAAGGUCAUGGGGAUAUCACCUUAUGUUUUCUUGCAGUGUGCACGAGUAAAUGAUUCAUUCUUUUGCCUCUUCACUGAGCCUCAGAUCAGUCAGGACUGUCACAAUCACGUCAAACAUGUUUGAUAUGUAUGGCUGUAAUCUACACAAAUCUAAAUGUAGUCGGAGCAGCAUCAUAAUUCUAACGGCAACGUCUGUGACUGUUAUGUGUGAAAAUCAUUCCUUAAAAGCCUCGAGUUUUCACAGUGGGUUGGGAAUGUUUGUUUGUGUGUUCCCAGCAUGAAAACGAAAUGAAACAUAACAAUAAAA
Molecule: messenger RNA, 3646 nt
Organism: Centropristis striata (black sea bass)
Lineage: Eukaryota; Metazoa; Chordata; Actinopteri; Perciformes; Serranidae
Product: glutaredoxin domain-containing cysteine-rich protein 2
Exons: 5
Coding region: 16-780 (254 amino acids)
Biological process (GO): sensory perception of sound
Source: RefSeq, a predicted model, not a curated record